AUGGCUGAAAGAUGUGAAUAUAGUGAAUUGCUUGACGAUGCUAUCAAAAAUAAUCAAAUUAUUCAGUAUGAUUAUAAUACAUUUAAUGAAAUAACACAUAUUGGGCGAGGGUCAUCCGGAUUUGUUUUUAGUGCAAAAUCCCCUGAAUUUGAAACCCGAGUGGCCUUAAAAUCCAUUAAAAUCGAUCCUUCUUAUACGAUAGAAUUACUAAUUAACGAGCUCAAACAACAUAUUCAUAUUGGUUCACAUAAUAAUAUUUUAGAAUUCUACGGAAUAUCUAAAAAUGAACCAAACGAAUUUAUACUUGUUCUUGAAUAUGCGGCUAAUGGUACUCUUAAAACGUAUUUAUGCGUAAACUUUUAUGUAUUAAACUGGAAUGAUAAACUUCACAUUGCAAAACAAUUAGCUGAAGGCAUAAAGUUUUUGCACUCGCAUGAUAUAAUUCAUAGAGAUUUGCAUUCCGAAAAUGUACUUAUUCAUAAUAAAAUUGUAAAGCUCUGUGAUUUUGGAAAUUCAAAAUUUACUGCGGAUCCAUCAAUUCAAUUAACAAAGGCAAUUGGAGCACUACGUUAUUCGGAUCCUAAAUUUCUUGACAUCCCAAAUUAUAGUCGAACUAAGAAAUCAGAUAUUUACAGCUUAGGCGUACUCUUAUGGCAGAUAUCGAGUGGUAGAGAGCCAUUUGAAUCUAAACCCUUACUCAGCUUAAUUUCAGGUAUUAUCUCAGGAUUAAGAGAAAAACCAGUUUAUGGAACACCAAAAGAUUACGUAGUCAUUUAUGAAGAAUGUUGGACUUCGAUACCUGAUCAACGACCAACUAUUGAAGAGACUGUAUCUAAUCUUGAAAAUAUUAAUGUAGAUAAUGUGAUAUCAGUCGAUGAAAUCGAACUUGAAGAUAAUAGAGAUAAUAACGAACCAGCUACAAUUAGCAUUAUUCAAAAAUUAAUCAGUAAAGUUAAUGAUGGUUCUGAGGCUUAUCACAAUUUAAAUGAUGCUUUAAGCUCUGUAUCGAAAGCGCCAAGUGCUGAACCUUCAAAUUCAACAUCAAAGGUUAAAGCGUUAAAUUCUAUUAUAAAGAUUGAUCCAAAAAUAUUCGAAUAUAUAGAUAACAAUAUCGAUGAUUCAAAUAAGCAAUUUUUACGACAAUUAAUGCAGCUUUUUGUAAAUUAUAGCAAUAUUUCUGAAGAACCUAAAUUUCUUAUUAUUCAAAUUACAAAUUUAAUCAAAAAUUAUAAUGAAAAUUCAGAUAAAGUAUUUAAAAUAUUGUUAAAAUAUCAAGGACAACCAGCAUUUGCAUAUUCAAUUGGCUUUUUCUAUGAGCAUGGAAUUGGUGUUAAAAUAAAUCAACGAAAAGCUCAGAAAAUGUAUAAACAAGCUAAAGAAUAUGAAAAUAAUAUUCAAAAUCAGUCAAAUAAAUUAAAGCCAAUAUAUAGGAUUACAAAGUCCAUGGAGAC
This is a messenger RNA of Cetraspora pellucida, 1451 nucleotides long. The record is from the annotation of a GenBank genome assembly. NCBI's taxonomy places the organism in Eukaryota, Fungi, Glomeromycota, Glomeromycetes, Diversisporales, Gigasporaceae.